Messenger RNA from Motacilla alba alba, 1577 nucleotides. It is a transcript of the gene RPRML, whose product is annotated as reprimo like. The coding region runs from base 446 to 781 and encodes 111 amino acids. NCBI's taxonomy places the organism in Eukaryota, Metazoa, Chordata, Aves, Passeriformes, Motacillidae. The transcript has 2 exons. The record is from RefSeq and is a predicted model, not a curated record.
GGGGCUGUAUCCAGCUCUUCUCUGGAGGCACAGGACAGGCAUCACCAAGCAGAGCUGGGGGUGGACUCGCUGGAUAGGGCCACACUGCUCAGAGAAGGAGUGGGUGGCAGAGAGCAGCAAGAGGAGAUCGGUGACAGCAGUGCUGACCUGAAGCUUACAGGAGCCUCCAGGGGAACGGGGACCUGCCAGCAGUCCAGGAUGAACACUCACCAUGCAGGAUGCUUUUGGGAGAAGGAGAGAUCUGGGAUCCAGACAUCUGUCAGCUACAUGGUCCGGCUUCCCACCUGCUCACAGCCUUGAGGAAGUUCCCUCUCCAUCCCGGGCACUGAGAGAGUAAAAGCAGGAGGUUGCUUGGAGCUGCCUAGCUCUGCUCUGUGGAGGGUGGACAGGGGGACAACAAGCUUCCCUUUUACCUUUCCUGAAGAUUUGGGGUCACACAUAGACCAUGAAUGGAUCCUUUUUCAACCAGACUCUCCUGGAGCAGGCAGCUGACCCCAACAGGACUCAGGGCUUGGGGAUGCUCAUGGCCUGCUGCAAUGGGACCAGCACGGUGCUGGCGACUGAUGGCGGCUCCUUGGUCCUAGCACCCGAUGAGAGGAGCCUUUUCAUCACAAGGGUGGUGCAGAUUGCUGUCCUCUGUGUCCUCUCCUUGACUGUGAUGUUUGGCAUCUUCUUUUUGGGCUGCAACCUGCUCAUCAAGUCAGAGAGCAUGAUUAACUUUCUGGUGAAAGACCGAAGACCUUCCAAGGACGUGGGCGCUGCAAUCAUGGGACUUUACUGAAGCCACCGGGCUCUCGUAGGCAAGUGAACUGUAUGGACCUGGUGUUGAGAUGCACAUUGCCAUGUGUUUGGGGCAACUGGGGGGAGUGAGAAGGGGGGAGGGGUCUUUUAGUCUGUCUGUGUCCAUGGGAAAGCAAACCUGUUUUUCCCAGUCAACGAAAUGUGGUGGUGAAUGGGAAAACCACCCCAGGGCUGUGUGAAGCACAAUAAAUGACCAGCAUUGUGUUGCAUACAGAAAUGGCUUAAGUUUUGCAUGAAACUUGCAGAAACAGUGAUAGUGGGGAGAUCUGGACUCUUUUACUGCUGUUACCUUGGAUACUGCUACCUAGAAUUUAGGGCUAAAAAAAAAAAGUCGAAUAAGUCGUUACAAAAAGAAAACAAAAGAGAAUACUAAAGGGAGAGCAAAACACAGAGCACAGACUUCGUCUUUGAGAGGGGCAGGGGAAUGGAAGUGCUGUGUGGGUCAUAAAACAAAGUCUGCAUGCUAAAAAAUGUCAGUCUGCUGUGUUUUGGACCUUGAGCAUGCAUGUUCUGGUAGUUUUGUAACAGGGAAAGCAUGUCGUUCCUUAUUUUCCUGACCUAUCCUGUUAAAUAAACUGGUACUUUCUUCUUGUAUGCUAUGGUGGAGGAAGAAAAGAACAUGGAUAAAUAUAAUCCCCUUUCCACCCUUAAAACAAAAGCAUGCUUGUUUUUGUACACACCAGCCUCUUUUUCCAAGUGCUACAUUGUUACAGUCUUUGAGGUUUUGUAACUUUUGAAAACUGGUGAACAUUCAGGAAGAAAAAACCAACCUGUUU